This is a messenger RNA of Ornithodoros turicata, 3049 nucleotides long. It is a transcript of the gene Noc1, whose product is annotated as CCAAT/enhancer-binding protein zeta-like. The record is from RefSeq and is a predicted model, not a curated record. Gene Ontology annotation, cellular component: nucleus. The transcript has 17 exons. Bases 89 to 2926 code for a protein of 945 amino acids. Lineage: Eukaryota; Metazoa; Arthropoda; Arachnida; Ixodida; Argasidae.
AUAGAUGGACGGAUACGGUGGCGAACUAGUUUGCAAGCCAUGUGGGCAAUCUCGCAUGGUUUGUCUUGGAGUUUUUCUUGUGUAAUACAUGAAGGCCAAAACCACACACCCAGUACCCGAAAGUAAGGGGUACAAACCUCCAGCAAAGAUGCAGUCCAAGAAGGUGAAUUUUGAAACCAAGAACAUGGUUGCUGGCAAACGCGAGAAUGGAUCUACGACAAGCAGUACCUUCGGAAUUACGCACAACACACUUCUUGCAAAACCUGGAAAAAAGUGGUAUGAGCAGCUACCAGAAGGCAAAAGCACAGGAAAAGUGCAAAAUGAAACCGAAGACGUAAUUCUAAAACGGAGGCUUGCUCAAGCUCUUCACCAACACGACGGCGAACUCUACAAGAAGCAUACGGAGUCACGUUCACGCCGGUCGGAGAUGCAGUGGGUUCACACAGUGCUUUCGAAGGGCACACUGGCAGACAAAGUGGCUGCACACACGCUGCUCAUUCAAGAUAGUCCUGUACAUAAUCUUUCAAGCUUGGACACCCUCAUCAGCAUGGUUUCGCCCAAGGGCAAGAAAGAAUGCCUCAUGGCAAUGGAUGGCCUGAGGGACCUGUUUCUCUCUGAUCUUCUGAAACCUGAUGCAAAAUUAAAAGCUUUUUCCCAGCGACCCCUAGGUGAGGUACACUCCGUCAAGGACGUAGGGGAUUCAAAAAAGCUCCUUCUAUGGCACUUUGAAGAUCUGCUGAAGAACAGAUAUGUUACAUUCCUUGAAGCAGUAGAGAAGGUGUCAUUUGAUCAAGUUGACAAGAUGAAACUGCGUGCCGUUGCUUGUAUGUACCAUCUUUUGGCUCACAACCCUGAACAGGAGCAGCGUCUGCUGGAGCACCUCGUGAACAAGUUGGGGGAUCGGAUGCACUCUGUAGCAUCUAGGGCCUCUCAUUUCCUCACUCAGCUGACGGGCCAACAUCCCCUGAUCAAGCCCGCAGUUGUGGCUGAAGUGGAACGUCUGCUGUACCGGCCCAACAUUUCACCGAAGGCCCAGUACUAUGGCCUGUGUUUUCUUAGUCAGUUAUUAUUGUCAGACGACGAAGGAGACUUGGCACGCCAGCUAGUCCGGCUCUACUUCGGCUUCUUCAAGAAAUGUGCCCACGCCGGUGAAGCGGACUCCCGUACUCUGCGGGUAUUACUGACGGGUGUUAACCGGGCAUUUCCGUACGCACGUUCAAACGAUCCUGAUGGAACGGGAGCGUUCUUGGAUGACCAUCUCGACAUUGUGUUCCGUAUGGUACAUUUGGCUGACUUCAACGUGUCUGUGCAGUCGCUGAUGCUAAUCUAUCAGGUGUUGGACACUAGGAGUUCAUUUUCGGACCGCUUCUACAACGCCAUGUACAGAAAGUUGCUUGACCCAGCAAUUGAGCACUCUCAUUUCCAAGCCAUGUUCCUCAAUUUACUGUAUCAGUCACUGAAUCGUGACACAGAGAUUCGUAGAGUCAAGGCCUUCCUUAAACGUCUUCUGCAGGGGUGCAUGUAUCUGUCACCACACAUCGUAUGUGGAGUGAUGAUUCUUAUCUCCGAGCUUCAGAAGGCCAAGCCCAAAGUUCUAGAAACAACUUUUCUUGAUAAUGGAGCAUGUCAACUGCAGGAGGAUGAAGAAGAAGAACAUUAUGAGGAUGCUCCCAAUGAUAGCGAUGAGGACGAGAAUGUCGAAGAUAAAUCUGCAGAAUCCAAUGAAAGCAAGUCUGGAGGAGGGAAUGGGGUAUCUCCGCAAGAAGAGAAGGAUGCCACUCCAUCUUGGGUUCAUGUGAAUCUCCACCCCCAGAAAGCAGCUGGACGAGACCCGCGAAGUUACGACCCCUGGGCCCGUAACCCACUGUACUGCGGUGCGGAAUACAGCAUGCCAUGGGAGCUGAACCACCUUGCCCACCACCAUCAUCCAUCAGUGGCAUUGUUUGCAAAACACAUCCUUCACGGGACAACCUUGUCUUACCCAGGGGAUCCGCUGCAAGACUUUACCUUGGCACGCUUCCUCGACAGGUUUGUGUACCGUAACCCUAAGAAGCAGGUACCAACUGAGCAAGAGGCUAAGGACUCUGCAGAUGCAGUCUUCGGCAAGAGGAGGCACUACCGCCCAAGUGGGGUACGCAAGCUCAGUGUGUUGAGCAGGGACUAUAUGAACCUAGCUCCAGGAAAUAUACCGCCAGAAGAGAGGUUCCUGUACAGGUACUUCCAUCAAACAGGCCUCGCGGACAAAAAGAAAAAGAAGCGCAAAGGUGCCGAUGAUGACGCCGACAGUGUUGCGAGUGACGACGUUGAACGUUUGCUCGACCUGUGUGAGCCAGAGUUUGACAAGGAGCUGGACUUCGCUGGUGAUUUUGCAAGUAGAAAUAAAAAGAAAGGAACCACGAAGCAGGCUUCAGAUGAUUCUGAAGAAUCCGAAGAUGACCUAGACAUUGACCUCGACGAAGAGGAAGUGGACUUGGGUGAUUUGCAGAAUGAUGAGGAAUUCCAAGGCGCUUUCAAGGAGUUUGAAGGAGAUAUAGCUGAAGCCAAGACUACAGGUGGCAUCAGGGAAGAGGAUAUUGAAUUUUCUGGCGAUGAUGAAUUUGGUGAGCCAAUGUCAGCACCCAAGAAGAAGCAUGCUCUCUCCUAUGGUAUUGGCAAGAAAGGGAACUCGUUUAGUCUGAAUGGCCUGCUGGCUUCAGCAGAACAGUUUUCUCACUUGCUUGACGAGAAUGCUACCUCUGGUGUUGACACCACUUCAACAAAAGCCUUGUCCAACAAGGACAAUGCCAGUGUGAAGCAACUGAAGUGGGAGAUGGAACGUGAUGCAUGGGUACGUGGACAAGAUUGGAGAAGUCGAAAGCGAAAGCACGGUGGGGCCAGAACAGCAUCCAGAAGAGGGAAGUUUGGCACAAGAGGGAAAAAACGUUAAACAUAAAUACUCUCGGGGGAACAGUGCAGCGGUUGCUUGCUUAUCUGCUUCUGCACAUUUUGUGCAAAAAUCUCCUGUGCUACUUUUGAGAGCGUGGUGAUUAUAAAUUUUUUGUGCAAGUAC